GUUUUCAUGCAUCGCACAUGACCUGCUUGAUGGUCUCAAACAUCGCAUUCUUAUUAUUCCGCAUGUCGCCCGCCAUGCAUUUUCGCAUCUUUCGUCCUCAUACCCCCCUCCCACCCCCGCAACCCCUUCGCAUGCCUCGGGCUCAAUCGUACAAUGGCUUUGCUCGCGGAUCACGCAAAGCAGAUCUACCAUGACAAGCAGGCUCAAGUGGUGCUGUUCUCGUCGACGGCUAUUGCCCUUUAUGGGUACGAUCAAGGCAUGAUGUCGUUGAUCAAUACCAAUUACAAUUAUCUCUCGACCAUGGGGAUCGCCAGCGACUCUGCAGUCGUGGGUGUCAUUGUGAGCGUAUAUUACCUGGGCUGUGCGGCUGGCGCUGUUCUCUUCUCUAAGCUCGCCGACGCCCAUGGACGCAAGAAGUCAAUCUUCCUUUGUCUAGCUACUGCAUCGCUCGGAAAUUUCAUCAUGUUCGUAGCAGGCUUCGGGUAUUCAAGGGGAGCUCUUGCAGUCAUGCUGGUAGGGAGAGUCAUUAUGGGUUUAGGCGUCGGUGGUAUUGACUCGGUCAUCCCAACGUACAGUUCAGAGCUCUCGAAGGAUGAGGCACGCGGGAAAGCGCUUGCCCAAGAGUUCCAGUCCAAUAUCUUCGGCCUCUUGAUGGCUUUUGGCAUCAACCUCGGCGUCACCGUGGCACUGGGGAAAUGGUCUCAAUGGGCCUGGAGAACUCCAAUCAUCGUCAUGCAGAUCUAUCCCCUGCUCCUAAUGAUCUUUGUCGAAAAAUUGCCCGAGAGUCCUCGCUGGUAUAUCUAUCAUGGCCGUGGCAGCGAGGCUCAAUUAGCACUUAACGAGAUAUAUGGCAACGAAGGUGACGCUCGCUUUGAGGACCUCAUAGAUGCACAUGAGAAGGAAAAGAAUGACCAUGUCAGUUACUUAGACAUGGUAACUCCAAGGCAUCCUCAGUUUCACCCCACCGUCGUCACCAUAAUGGGCCAGGUCAACCAAGCCUUGACGGGCUAUGGUGCAGUGUCCGUAUACGGUCCUCAAAUCUUCGAGCUCCUUGGAUUCCCCGUCCAAAUGUCCGAAUACCUCACUCUAGGCAACUACACCUCCUACUUCUUCCUGAUGACCGUGGCCUGGCUCUUAAUCGACGCUCUAGGCCGCCGUAAACUCCUCCUCCAAGGCUCUGCCAUCCUCUCCAUCUCCUUCCUCCUUCUCACCCUGUUCGGCGGCCUAUCCUCUAACGUCCGCUGCCUCUCCAUCGACCCCCUCAUUCCGGGAAUCCUCGGCACAAUCGUCCUCUUCAUCGCCACAGGUGCCUUCGGAAUCGGCUGGCUCGCAACCGUCUGGCUCAUCCCGACAGAGAUCUACCCGACCACGGCACGUGCCCAAGGCACCGCCAUAUCCGUCAUCAUAUGGGGUCUCGCGAACUUCGCCAUCACGUUCCUCACGCCCGUCAUGUUCAACAAUCUCUCGUACUUCAUCUUCCUCGUCUUCGCGGCCACGAAUGCCGUCGCGGGUGUCUGGACCUGGAUCUACCUGCCCGAGACCGGCGGACGCUCGUUCGAGGAGAACCAGCAGUUCUUCCAGGAUGCGAGUGAGGAGGCGUCAUGGAGGGUCGCGAAGGUGAGCGGUGGGGAGUACGCUACGUUUAGGUAUCCGGAUGAGGAGGGCGAGGGGAGAGUGGACUCCGAGAGGGUGCCACUGUUGAGCAGGUUGGAUGAUCAGUUGCCCAGAGUGGAAUGAGCGUGUGCGUGUGUGGUCGUCGUGGAGAGGUGAGGACAAGGAGAGAGUGUAUUGUUCCCCCCAAUUAUGGGAUUGCCUUAGAAUGUAUACCCCUGGUUCGUUGCUAUCGCUAGCACGAUCAAUCGUCAUGUUUUGUACAGCUUUCUUGUAUGUUACAGCUCGCUUCAGCAUUGUCGUGAGGUUGAGUUUAUUGAUGCUCUUUGGCGAAAUUGUUACAAGCACAGCUCCGCUCAUUGACAUUUAAGAAUCAAUAUCACUGCAGUCGGCGCCAAAUGCUAG
Molecule: messenger RNA, 2016 nt
Organism: Aaosphaeria arxii CBS 175.79
Lineage: Eukaryota; Fungi; Ascomycota; Dothideomycetes; Pleosporales
Product: MFS monosaccharide transporter-like protein
Exons: 3
Coding region: 154-1737 (527 amino acids)
Biological process (GO): carbohydrate transport; transmembrane transport
Cellular component (GO): membrane
Molecular function (GO): carbohydrate:proton symporter activity
Source: RefSeq, a predicted model, not a curated record